CUCUCCCCCAUCUGUCAAUAUUUCAGCUUUUCUAAAAGUGCAACAAUCGAUCUAGAACUAUCAACAGAGGACCCUCUUACUAGCCCCUUAUCGAUCUUCCCGCAGAAGCAUCCGCCGACCGUCAUGUCCCGCCGUCCCAACCCUCCUGCCGACAAGGCAGCGCAAAACCAGCAAGUUAUCAAGUCGCUUUUGAAGCUUCCUGGGAAUAAGGUCUGCGCUGAUUGCAAGAGAAAUAAGCUCCCAAGGUGGGCAAGCUGGAACCUGGGUGUUUUUAUCUGUAUCAGAUGUUCUGGUAUCCAUCGCGGAAUGGGAACACAUAUUAGUAGGGUCAAAUCCGUAGAUCUUGAUAGUUGGACGGAUGAGCAGCUCCAAAGUAUGUUGAGGUGGGGAAAUUCAAGAGCCAAUAAAUACUGGGAAGCCAACCUUGCGCCGGGACAUGUCCCUUCAGAAGCGAAAAUUGAGAAUUUUGUGCGCACAAAGUACGAGUCCAAGCGAUGGGUUAUGGAAGGGGGGAUUCCUGACCCUGCAACGCUCGAAGAUUCCGGUGAAGAAGACAACUUGCCCCUAAAGGUAGUUCAGCAAAAGCUUGAGAAUCGACCAACAACUACCUCACCAUUGCAACAAUCGGCAAGGCGACAAAAUGUCAACCUCUUUGAGGACGAGGAUACCUUGCCCCAAGAACCCUCCCGGUCCAAUUCGGUACCACCGGCAUCUAGGAGUCCGCCAAAGGCCUCUCCUGUACCACCGAAAUCGAUCAAACCUGCUGAUUCGCUCCUCGGACUGGACUUCUUUGCGGCCACCCCUACCCCAGCUCCACGACCCGCUUCAGUAAAUUCUAAUCCGGUCUCUAAUACCUCAUCAUCGCGGCCUGAUCUCAACAGAUCAAUUCUCUCCCUCUAUGCUUCCAAGCCCCAACCCCGCCCUCAACAUGUUAGCAGUCCCCCGAUAGUUUCAUCUCAGCAAUCACAGAAUCCUUCCUCUGGUCUGGGGGAUCUAAAUGACGCGUUUGGUGCGUUUGGGUUCGGGUCACAGCCCAGCACAACCUCCAUAUUAACCCAAGCAACCACUCCACCGCCACCGAAGCCAUCCCCAUUUGCUAAUCUCACAGCUGGAAUGAUGAAAUCUUCAGCGGCCCCUCAGAUAUCGCCGGCGUCGACUGGAGGUUUUUUCGGAUCCUCCAUUUCCAGCAAGGCCACUAAUAAAAAAUCUGCACCCACUGCCUCUACUAGUUCCGGUCUCGAGGAUCUUUUUGAUUUUUCGUCCACUCCUUCCGCCCCAAUAGCCCAACCCCCCCCAGCGAGGGCAGCCAGUUCAUUUUCUCCUACUACCACCAAGCCGGCUGAUUCCGCCUUUUCGUUUGAUAACAAUGCUUGGGCAUCACCAGCUCCAACCACCUCGACUAUUACUUCCAAUGAGCCUGCUUGGGGUGCAUCUGCCUCGGCGGCAACUCCAUCGAAUAACAUAUGGAGCUCGCCUGUAGCACCAACUCCGGCCACACCGGGUAUUCUUACCUCAACUCCUGGUGCUGGUGCUGGUGGUUUUGGGGCUACCAAGAACGAGGAGGACGAGUGGGGUGCGUUUAGUUCUGGCGCAAUUGGAACCGGAGUUAAUAGUGGUAGUGGUGCAGGUGCCGGUGCCUACGGAAAGUCGGGAGGUUUCGGGGGAGAUGAUGAUGUUUUCGCAAACGUGUGGAAAUAGUAAAUCAUACCUCAAUGUUUUUGCUACAAAACUACAAGUUAUUUAUUUCACGAUGUCGGUUUUCUGCGAGGGAUAGAUGUGGGGAAAUUAAUCCGAAUGGAAAUGCCUCUUAGCGAAAAGCAAACGACUUAUAUCUAUUAUUUAUGAGACAUAUGAACCUA
Messenger RNA from Tuber melanosporum (Perigord truffle), 1859 nucleotides. RefSeq lists its product as uncharacterized. The coding region runs from base 124 to 1698 and encodes 524 amino acids. Gene Ontology annotation, molecular function: metal ion binding; GTPase activator activity. The record is from RefSeq and is a predicted model, not a curated record. Gene Ontology annotation, cellular component: Golgi apparatus. Gene Ontology annotation, biological process: intra-Golgi vesicle-mediated transport; endoplasmic reticulum to Golgi vesicle-mediated transport; endocytosis. The transcript is spliced from 6 exons. Lineage: Eukaryota; Fungi; Ascomycota; Pezizomycetes; Pezizales; Tuberaceae.